AUGGAGAUGGGGAAUGACGACGAAGUUUUGGUCCUUGGCAUUGUUUACAUGGCUGGCAAAAGCAAAAAGUUGUUAGAUGAUCAGAGGGAGAAUAAAAACAGUGGUAGAUCACUGUCACAAUGCAACUUGUUUUCGGGCAAAUGGGUUUAUGACAAGUCCUACCCUCUCUACAGAGAGCAACAUUGCUUGUACCAAUUCGAUGGCGUAGCUUGUGAGAAGGACGGGCUAAAAGAUUUGAACUACCAACAUUGGAGGUGGCAGCCUCAUGAUUGUGACCUUCCAAGGUUUAAUGCCAUAGCGAUGCUGGAGAGGCUAAGGGGAAAGAGACUUGUGUUCGUUGGGGAUUCGAUAACUAGAAAUCAAUGGGCUUCAAUGGUCUGUUUGCUCGAGUCAUUCAUUCCUCCCGCUUUCAAAUCUGUGAACUCUAGUGGCUCCUUGGCAAUCUUCAAGGUUAUGGAAUACAAUGCAUCAAUUAAGCAUUACUGGUCACCAUUUCUAGUGGAAUCGAGCUCUGAUCAUCCAAUGAACCAUCAUUUUUCAUCAAAACAAAUUGUGAGAGUUCAGGAGAUUGAAAAUCACGCUAGGCAUUGGACUGAUGCAGAUAUUCUUGUCUUCAAUUCCUACAUUUGGUGGAGAAAACCAAAACUUAAGGCUUUGUGGGGAUCAUUUGAUGGAGUCUACAAAGAAGUCGACAUGCCACGUGGGUAUGAGAUGGCUUUAAAGACAUGGCUAGAUGGUUUGGACAUCCACGUAAAUCUUAACAGAACCAAAUUAUAUUUUGUUAGCAAUUCGCCCACUCACGAAAGGUUUAAUUUGCAGCUGAAAAAUCUAAGAAAUCUCCUAAAUGUUGAUUUGUGA
Messenger RNA from Camellia sinensis, 858 nucleotides. NCBI's taxonomy places the organism in Eukaryota, Viridiplantae, Streptophyta, Magnoliopsida, Ericales, Theaceae. The record is from RefSeq and is a predicted model, not a curated record.